Homarus americanus (American lobster) is the source of this 2967-nucleotide messenger RNA. RefSeq lists its product as uncharacterized. Lineage: Eukaryota; Metazoa; Arthropoda; Malacostraca; Decapoda; Nephropidae. Bases 22 to 2967 code for a protein of 981 amino acids. The record is from RefSeq and is a predicted model, not a curated record. The transcript is spliced from 18 exons.
CUGGUGAGCACAGUAUGGGUCAUGUUGCAGCGCGGCUCAAGACACACUGCCACUAUGGCCCCCUGCACCUACUGCCUCCUGCUGCUGCUCCUCCCAACCCUCUCAACUUGUUUCAACGUCACUGAGGGAGGAUCCACACAAGGACCCACACACUUUGUAACAGUGAGCGUCGCAUCUCCCAACCAGACCAUAGUAAUGCUGGGCGACACCCUGCAGUUCGACGUGAGCAUUACAAUCCCACCACUCUCCGACACCGACGCCAAGGUAUUGUUAUCGGGGGCUGACAUUGAGACGGGCAACACCAAGUUUACCGUCUGGGAGGAUGGUGUUGUCCUCGACUCCCUCACCCGCGACCUUCAACAAGAGCCUAAAUACUUUGCCUCUGAUACACAGCCAGAAGUGUAUGACAAAGUACAUCUCGACCUGGGUACGUUGACUACCAGCGAAAACGUCACCGGUACACUGACGUUGACGCUGAAGGCGGCUAUGGUACACUACAGCGGGAUAGCCAUCGACGACACAGUGACAGUCUACCUCGGCAUCAAUUACGACAAUGACAGCUUAAUCUACUCUUACAUAUCCUCCUUCACAGUUGACAACACGCCGAAGUCGGCGCCAAACUAUAAUGUGUCAGUGAGUUGUGACCCCAUCACCCUGGAAGUCGACUACUACACCUUAUGCCAGGCCGUUCUCAUGACCUCCCAAGCCUUCGUCGCUGACCUUCAUGUUAAUGUGGAGGUGGAGAACCACGACACCCUUAAACCGUAUAGCUACUGCACAUCCAACAUUAGGGAAGUGAAGCGUACUGGAAGUCACGUGCCCGUACCCCCGGAGUACCAGCGCCACACCUCCUACACCUCUCCCCAUUAUUCUACCUGUAAGGAGACGGCCACACUUUUCCUGGGUCAAGUGGUAAAACUAGCUGGGAUGGGAAGUGUGGUGGUGGAGUUUGCGAUGGCAACCUACCACGACAACACUAGAGCCGGGCAGGACCUGCAGGUGAAUGUGACCGUGGUGGCGGAUGAGCUCAGUGUGGGGGAAAACACUCACAUCCUCCCCAUCAGCGAACUUGUCACUACUCAUAGUGAACUUGAGGCGGGGAUGGUGAGCGUGGAGUUGGUGGUGGUGAACAAUACAGAACUGAUGGAAGUCUCCUCUGGCGGCAUUGUUAACUAUCUCGUCCACGUUAACCUAACCGGCUACCACGGCAAAUACCACCUGUACCUCACCACGGCCGCCACACACCCAGGGUUGACUGUGUGCCGCACCAGCGUGCUGGCUCAGGGGUUCAACGUGCCGCAUGUUCGUAACCCGGAGAUGGUCAACGGGGAACACAUCAACGGCUACAUCAUCAACACGCAACAAGUCCCUGAGCCGGGUGAUUCGUGGGUGACGUACUUGGUGACUGCGUCCUUCGUGGCUGACCCCGGCACCACCGCCAGCAUCAAGUUCUACCUCAAGGAUGGCACCGAUGUCUCCGCCACUGCCUCCGCUCAGAUUAAGGUGCCAUCUAGUGAGAUGGAGGAGCCACCUAUUGUUAGUCACCAACAAGUACAUAAGAGCUGGACCUUGUUGGAGGGAAACCGAGCAGCCGCUUUUACUGUCGCCUUCAGCCUUGCGCCAGACACCAUCUACCCUGAGAUACAGUUGAUAAUAGAGCCUGACCCUAAUGCCCCACCAGUCCCCUUCAGAAUGUGCAAUGUCUUCUUCUCGCAUGUAGGGAAGAACAUGCCCUGUUUGGAUGCAGUGGAGAAUAACAUAAUCGCCGCCUCUGAAGUUACAAGAACAUGGAACACGAGCUAUUUCGAUGAUGGAGUACAAAUUGAUCUGGGGAUAUUGUCGAGCAUUUCUGGGGAGAGUGAGGAGGGGGAGGUAAGGAUCAUGACCAUCAUCGCCCUACCCUGGGGUAUGCCCGGCCUUGACGCCCUCCCUGACACAACCAUCCAACCUGAGAUGAACUACACAGUGGGGAUGAAGGUUGGUGAGACGAUGUUCUGGGGGAAUGCUGCUUAUUUCAAGUUGAGUGCAGCGGUGUUAAGUACACAGAAGCAGCUGGGCACCUCCCCUCUCCACCCUCCACAACUGUACCUCUCCUCCUACCCAAACAACGCCCUUGUCACCAGCAAUCUUCCUUUUAUCGUCGUUGCAACCAUCAGGGUGGGACCAGGCAUGACCCACGACUUCGACCUGGUGGUGCUCCCUCCUUCAGGAGUGCAGCUGUGUCGGCUGAGCCUGAUGGAGCGUGGCCUCUACCUGGGAUGUGUGCGGGGCGGGGACUGGCGACGUGGUGAGAGGUUCGCCUGGGACAACACCACAAGACUCUGUUACCAACACGACCCCAGCGGCAGUGUCAACGCCACUGUCACCUUCCUCGGCCUCACCAAUGUCGGUACACAGCCAAUCAACGUCACAUACAACGACUACAAUGACUUGAUGAUUAAUAUCCCCGUCAUAGCGCUGCCAGACUUCACAGCGGGUGAUCUUAUGGUCAGUAUCCGUAGUAUUGGAGGUGACGAAAGCACAGAGUUGGCCAACUCCACCCUCACACUGGACGCCUCCGCCCCUCCAACGGACCUUCCCAUCCCCACCAACAACACCAUUACCUUUACAGACACACCAACUGAGUUUGUGCCACAAGUGGUAGGAACGUUGGAAGUGGAGGUGGAGGUGUGGGAGGGCACGUCACACCUCCUUGCUGUCAUUGUGACGGCACCAGCAGCUGACGUCACCUUGUGCUCGGCUCAAGUCACUUUCGUUGGGGAGAUGAUGCCGUGCGUCAACGGCUCCCUCGCUAACACCACAUACACCAGCGAGGGCAUAACGGUGGAGAUAGGACGGUGUGUUACAUCAAGCUACAAACGUUGGACUUCUCGGACACUAACAGGCCACCUCCUCCAGGUAUGUCACAAAUACAUUAUUCUUUCUCUCUUAUUACGAAUGACUUCUCAUGUUUACAAAAAAAAAUGA